Messenger RNA from Meloidogyne enterolobii, 361 nucleotides. Lineage: Eukaryota; Metazoa; Nematoda; Chromadorea; Rhabditida; Meloidogynidae. The record is from the annotation of a GenBank genome assembly.
AUGCAAUCAUUCUUCCUUCUCUUCCGUUUCUUCACUUCAUUCACUCUUCAUUCUCUUCCUCCCCUUCUUUCUCUUCAUUUUAUUCAUUCUCUUCCUUCCCUUAAUAUUCUUCAUUCUCGUCCUUCUUCCCUUCUUUUUCUUCAUUUUCCUCCUUCUCUUCUUUACCUCCAUUCAUUUCUUUCUUCUCCUUCCUUUCAUUUUCUCUAUCUAUUCCUCCUCUUCAUUCUAUUCAUCACUUUCCUUCUCUUCAUUUUAUUCUUUCACUUCUCUUAAUAUUCUUCAUUUUUGUACUCCUCGUACCCAUUCUUGUACUCCUCCUCCUUUUCUUCCUUCUCAUCCUCCUUUUCCUUCUUCUCUUCUU